AUGAGUGAUGGACUACAGUCGGCAACGACGACCCAGCAGGGGCUCGAUGCCCAUCAGCAGGCCCGAGAUGUCGUCAAGUUGUUCCAGUGUGAGCACUGUUCAUAUCCGCUCCGUGAGCCCAUGACCUUGCCAUGUGGCAACACCCUAUGUCGCCCUUGUCUUCCGCCGCUCUAUAAGCGAGAGAACAUUACGUAUCCCGUGGUCGAGGGACGAUCAGAAGCCUUCUUAUGUCCUUUUGAGCCCUGUGGGUCGGAGCAUUCGGUGGGCGACUGCGCAACGGAUGUGACGCUCAACAAGAUAGGGGACAUUGUCAAGACUUUCAUCUCAAGCUACAAGUCCAAGAGUCCGGAGAUCUCGCUUCUGCUGGAAGAGAAGCUGAAUUGGCCACGAAUGGUUGAAAGUGCGAUGGAAGUCAUGCCGCGGUCACGUGUCCUGCACGGAGGACGUAUCGUGUCGACCUUUACCAUGGCAGACAUGGGCGAGUUGGACUUCCACUCGGGCGUAGCAUAUACGCCUGUUGACAGAGGAGCGUCCGACGCCAUCCGAGCCGUCGAUGUGAACGUUCUGGAGAAUCUGAGAGAGGUCGUCCGACCGGAACUGGAAUGUCAAGUCUGUUAUCAGGUCAUGCUGGAUCCUUCGACGACCACGUGUGGCCACACCUUCUGCCGAAGGUGCCUUUCGCGGGCGAUGGAUCACUCGAAUCACUGUCCGAUGUGCCGUCGCCUGCUGCCACUGGCGCACACACAGCAGGCAGAGUCCAGCAAUAAGAGGGUGGCAGACCUCAUCCACCAUCUCUUCCCCGACUUAUUGACAGCAAGAAAAGAUCUUGCUGCACAAGAAGACAUGAUUGAUGAAGAGACCAACUUGCCCCUUUUCCCCUGCACGUUGGCGUAUCCACGGAUGCCCACGUUUUUGCACAUUUUUGAGCCAAGAUACAGAUUAAUGAUUCGGCGCGUGCUGGAGAACGGCACACGCAAGUUUGGCAUGUUGGCGUACAAACCUCAGCGCGAAUAUCAACCAGGCGGCCCACAUUGGCAAGAGUAUGGGACUGUCUUGUUCAUUGACCGUGUCGAGGUGUUGCCUGACGGUCGAAGCCUCCUGGAAACAAGGGGAUUGUACAAAUUUCGAACUCUAGAGACAGCGAUGCUUGAUGGUUAUCUCACUGGGCGAGUACAGCGCGUGGAUGACAUUAGCAUCCACGAGGAAGAGGCAAUUGAGGCCCAAGAGACGAGUGUAGCCACGCCGCUGGAGGACGAUGAGCUUGGUCGAAUCCAGCGAUUACCCACCCAACAACUUCUGGAAUACGGGCUCGAUUUCAUUCAACAGGCGCAGGGAAGGUCAGCGCGCUGGCUGCAUCAACGCGUGCUCGCUGCGUAUGGGCAACCCCCAGAGGAUGCGGCAACCUUCCCAUAUUGGCUCGCGAGUGUCCUCCCAAUCGCUGAGACAGAAAAGUACACACUUUUACCCGCCACGAGCGUGAGAGAACGGCUCAAGAUUACCGCCGAGUGGAUCCACCGACUCGAGCAAGCGCGAUGUGAGUACGAAGCGGAGCUGGCGAAGAAAUCUCGAGAGGAGCAGGUUCGCGACGGACAGAUCACACCCGCGCCAGCUCCACAAAGUCCUGUCACCGAGGGCCAAGUCAACAUGCCGCAAGCUUCCGAGGUUCCGGCUCGGUCAGGAGAAGCCCACCCUGCUGAAGUCAGCGAAGCCGAAGGGCAUGAGAGCGAAAUGUCUGGGCCUGAACCUGCCAACGGUUCAAUUCCACAAGGCUGA
Cladophialophora carrionii CBS 160.54 is the source of this 1773-nucleotide messenger RNA. RefSeq lists its product as uncharacterized. The transcript is spliced from 2 exons. NCBI's taxonomy places the organism in Eukaryota, Fungi, Ascomycota, Eurotiomycetes, Chaetothyriales, Herpotrichiellaceae. The coding region runs from base 1 to 1773 and encodes 590 amino acids. The record is from RefSeq and is a predicted model, not a curated record.